Molecule: messenger RNA, 2032 nt
Organism: Drosophila biarmipes
Lineage: Eukaryota; Metazoa; Arthropoda; Insecta; Diptera; Drosophilidae
Product: acanthoscurrin-2-like
Exons: 1
Coding region: 1-318 (105 amino acids)
Source: RefSeq, a predicted model, not a curated record
AUGGGCGGCGGAGGCGGCGGGGGUGGCGGCAGCACCAUAGGCGGCGGCACCCUGGGCCACGGCACCGCGAUGAGCAGCAGCACGGUCGGCAUGGGCCCUCUCCCCGGCACCCUGAUGCACGGCGCCUCCGGCGGCGGCGUGGGCGUGGGCGGAAACCCUGGCAAUGUGUACGGCAACGGGAACAACGGAGUGGGCGGCCAGAACACCGCCCCGGGCUCCGUGAUCGACUCGCGGGCCGUGUCCGUGGUGGUCACGCUGCCCGGCGGUCCGGGUGCCCAGCAUCCGGGCCAGGCGCUCAGCGACUACGGUCCCAUAUAGUUAAUGGUACGCCCUCCGGACACCGCGCACUGGGUCUCGACGAGCAGCUUUAGCCAGCUGUAGCCGCUCAAGGUGGUCGACUCGCACGCCCAGCCUCUGUCUCACUCGCACUUUUAGGCUCUCGCUCGCACCCCCAUCCCAUCUCGCUCGCUCCCGGCGCCUGGGCCCCACGGCAAAGGUUUUGAAGAAAUGCCAUAUAAUUCGAGUAGCCGUAGUUCGUCUGUUGAUGUUGUUUCUGAAUCCAAUCCUGAUCGAACUUAGCGGAAUAGGAUUUCUUUUUUCCUAUUUAAUUUACCAUUUACUUUUUUACAGAAAAUAAUAUAAAAGCCAUUUAGGUACAGCACUUUUUUCAGGAUAAAAUAUUUAGAGAUUUAGCUUAGAACCAAACUUUUCACUUAAACAAUUUCUAACAUUUCCAAAGUUCAUUUGCGCCAUACUUAAACAAGUUUUGUAUGCGUUCAAGAGCUCGCCAUUCCGCCAAACUGUUUAUGAGUUGGAAUUCGAAACAAGGACGAAAGUAACCAUUACAGAUGUGGUAAGCAACCGAUCUGCGCACAAGAUUCUAGUCCAAAAAAACCUUUGUCUUCAAAAGCAGAUGAGCAAAGAGCUCGGCGUAGCGAAAAACGAUCGAAUCCAGUUGGGCGCGUUUGUUCCACCUGCCAUUAACUACUUUCCUAACGAAAUACUUAUAACGUCACCCUUUCCGUUGUUACUCCCUUCCACAAACACUUUCCUCAACGAAAUAGACUGAGAAACGCAAAACCAAUUAAGCAACCGCCCCGUAGAGCACUCGGGGGCAAGUAGCGAGCGGAAUCUGCCCACACUGCCAAGUCAGAGCCACGAGCCAUAUUUCGAAAUUACAACUAACUUUUAAUCAAACUAACUACACUAUUAACCUUAACCUAACCGUAAACACUAAACAUUACGAACGCAUAAAAAAUUAAAUACAAAAAACACUUCGAAUGCCCGUAGGAAGUUAGUUGCGAUUUUAGGGUUGUCGCAUUAUCAAAGAGCAGGCAGCCAGUGUUGCCAGAUACCAUUUGUAAAUUAUUUAACGUAACCUAAGGCAUUAUCCAACACUAAGUUUUGUACAUAUUUUCAAACCGCGCCUAGUUUGUAAACGUCUUUUUUGUUCAGAGAUAAGAGAAUAAAUAUAGUAUCUUGCAUUUCAGCAUCAAAAGCAACUCUGCAUUUAAGCUCAACAAUUGAAUUUAAUUUUUACACACAAACCCAAAAACCCAAAAAGAAUGUACUACGAAAUCCUUCUCCCCCAUCACCAUACGAAUAAAUGAGUAAAUGGAAAUUGCCAACUUUUGCAGCCGAUGCAGGGCACUUUUUUGCAUUUAUAAAAAAGCAAAAAUAAAAAUUGUAAAAAGCUAAUACAUUUAUAUAAGAGUAUUAAAUUAAAUGUAACCUUAGUUGUAAGCGAGAACAGAAAAAAUGGAAAGCAAAAGCAAAACGAAAUAUCUAUCAUGCAUUAAAAACUACUGUAUUUAAAUUUAAUAUUUAUAUUACAUGGUAAAAGCAACAAUUUAACUGUUAGCAUUUCAAACCAUUUCACAUACGAAACAAAACCAGAAAGAAGGGAUUAACUUUAUAUUAGAAAUUAUAUGAUAUAGCAACAACUAUGUGUGUAAUGUUUUUAGCAACUAUAACUAUUUCUAUACACAAAACGAGAAAUGCAAAAGCUGUAAUAAAAACAACAUAAAAAAUA